CUAUGCCUUUGAUGGUUAUGAAUAAACUCAGCUCAUGUUCCAGUUAUGCACUGCAGUAGGCACAAAUUGUGUUGUUGGUAAGAGCCUUGAGCAUCGUACAGGUGAUAGUAUGGAGAGCACCUCGGGGGAUGGGUCUAAGAGUCUUCCACCCCUCUUUCCUUACCAGCAACCUCUCAAGAGAACUUUUGGCCUGCUGCAUAUUUUGAGUGCCCCUGUGCCACACACACUGUAUGCAUUUACAAACGGCCGUUCUUUCGCCGAGAUUUGAACCUGAGCCUUUCGGUACAGCAAUCAUCAUCACUAACCACUAUCCCGGUUGGGUGGCGUGUUUUAUUUGUUAUAUAAAGUAAAGCAUAACUUGCAUGUGCUUUAAAUCUUCACUACAAGAAGCUAAAAGCAGUCUACCAUACAUGUAAGUGCUUUAACAAGAUAAAUAAUGCUACCAGAAGGCAUAGCUGUGUACUUUUAAUCUGAGGUGACGACACUCAUGAGGAGACUUCAUAUAAGGAUUGGUAACUGACUAGUUUGCUAUUUGUUUAAGUUGCGUAUUACUGCGUAUAAAGAACUAAAACAGAUUUAUUAUGAAUCUAAGAGAAGCUGUAUUAACAAUAACAACAUUGAAGACAUCAAAAUAAUUAUUACAAAUAGUAGUUAUCUCAUUAUCUGAGGAUCUUGCUAGCGGCAGGAGUCUCUCUAUUCAAGAUUUGAGCAUUUUAAUAUAUUGAUGUGUCUUGAACAGUCUUCAUACUGAAUUAGUCAUGCCCUCUUAAUUUUUUGGUUGUAUUUUAUGUUUUGUUAUUCAUUAUAGUUUAAACAAUAUUAGAAGACAAAAUGAUAUAUUAUUCCAUAAUCUUCCAUGAAAUUGAGAGGCUUUGAUGGUAGAAACAGUGCAAAUUAUUAAAUCUAUUGAUACUGAUCGAGAAGUUGUAAUGUUAACUGGAGGUGUUACUGAAUGAAUUAUUGCUUCUGCUGUGUCAGAGCAUGUUGUCUUGCACUUUGUAACAGCUUGAAGACUGAAACUUAUGGGAGACUGCUCACAUGAAUUUCUUAUCUUUGUGUGGACUGCUGUAUAUUGCCCCUCCAUUAUCAUCAUGAUGAUAUGUAAAGGUCAGAGAAAUGCACGUCUGCCAGAAUAAGUUUAAUGAAUAUUUGGUUUGAGGCGAUUUGCACAUCUAGAUUGUAAAGAAUCAGGAAAGCAAGUAUCCAUGUCUGUAAUAGCCAUAAAUGCUGGUUUCACAUGGUCAUUUGAGACAAACUAUUUUUUUAUGAAUGGAUAAUUUAAAAACUUUUGCAUGUUUGAGCACUUUAAAAGGACCAUCGUAAGGUGGUUGUAGUGGCUGUCAUACUGCAUCAUGUUGCACAAACAUAUGCCAACAUGUUUUGUAAAGUUUUGUGAAUAAACAGUUUUUUUGUUGCAUGUGAUUUAGUUGGAUUUGAUUUAAGCAGCUGCGUACAGCUUCGAAGUUAUUCAUUAUGUUCAACAGGAUCAGUUUCAGAAUUCAAUGUGUCAAGAAAAAUAACCUGAAAGUUUAAUUGUAGUUCUGCAUACAAGUUCAGGAGGAGUGUAAUCAUUGCUUUCUUUGAAAGCUGUUCUCAGACCAAGUUGCACUGUUGUUAAAAUUUCUGUCAAUUUUUGAGUUUGGUGACACAUUAAUGCAGUUCUAAAGAAUGGGUAAAAUUCCUCAAUUAAGCCGUUGCUUUGAAUAUGAUAAGUAGUUGUGUAUAUUUGUUGUAUGCCUAAGAGUUUUGUUAAAGCUUCAAUAAACAAGACUCGGAUUUAUGUCCUCUGUUGUAAUAGUAGUUGGAACACCAAAUCAAGAUAUCCAGUUCAUGUUGAAAGCCUCUACUACUGUUGUAGCUUGUAUACUGAUGAUGAGGAUAGCUUCUAUCCAUCUAGUGAACCAACUGAUAGCUGUUAGACAAUGCAUCUAUCGAUCUAAAUGUGAAAUUGGUCUGAUGAGAUCUGAAAAUGAAAUUGCAUAGAAAUUCCACUAAAUGAUUGUGAAAGUAAUGAAGUGUGCUUGUGUAUUUGAGCUUUUUGACAUGGAAAUACUCUAUGUUGCCCAGUUCACAACAUCUUUGUUGAUGUUUGGCCACACAUAAUGGCUACGAACUAAUUUUGAUAUCAUUCAAAUGGCUGAAUGAGCUAAAUUAUGUAUGCAAUUGAAACACGCAAUUUUUGGAAUGCCUUGGGAAUAUUAUAAGGUCUUGCUAUGCCAGUAGAUAUAUCUCAAUAUAAUUCUAUUUUUGAAUUUAGAAGCUUAACUUUUUUUUAUUUCUAAAGAUAAUUAGUAGUAUUUGAUAUUUAACCCAAUAUCUGUUGUUUGUAUAACUGAGCAAUUUCUUCGUAAUCAAUAUGACCAAUAAUUUUAAUUUCAUGAGUGCGAGAGAAUGGGUCGGUAACAUAAUUAUCUGUUCCUUUUAUGUAUUGGAUAUCAGUGGUGAAUUUUGAAAUAAAGUUAACAAUUUUGACAUAGGGAGCACUAUUUCAGGUUUUUGUUUGAAAGCAAGUAUUUGUGGUUUGUGAUCGACAAACACUGUAAUUUUUUUCCUUUUUUUUGUGUGUGUGUUUGUGUGUAUCAUUAAAAAAUGAAAAUUAAAUUUCUAUUAUAGGACAACUGGUGUGUAAGAAAAUUAUAGGUGUAAGAGCUAUAUCAAAUGCAUUUAAUUUACCUGAUACUCACAAAAUGCUGCAAAAAACAUGUCGAGAGUUUGCUGAAAAAGAAUUACAACCUAUUGCUGCAAAAAUCGACAAGGAGCACUUAUUUCCAAAAGAACAGAUUAAAAGGCUUGGUGAAUUAGGUUUACUGGCUGUAACUUUACCUGAAAAUCAAGGAGGCGCUGGAUUAGAUUACUUAGCUUAUGCAAUAGCUAUGGAAGAGAUAAGUAGAGGUUGUGCUUCUUGUGGGGUGAUUAUGAGUGUAAACAAUUCUCUUUAUUUAGGUGGAAUACAAAAGUUUGGAAAUGAUGCACAAAAGAAGCAGUAUAUAAGUCCGUUUAUUAAUGGUGAUCGUAUUGGAUGUUUUGCAUUAAGUGAACCUGGUAAUGGCAGUGAUGCUGGAGCUGCAUCUACUAUUGCACGACUGGAAGGAGAUUCAUGGGUUUUAAAUGGAACUAAGGCCUGGAUUACAAAUGGUUAUGAAGCUGAAGCUGGACUGGUAUUCGCUACUACUGAUAAAUCAAAAAAACAUAAAGGCAUCAGUUGCUUUAUAAUUGAUAAACCAACAGCAGGUUUGACAUUAGGCAAGAAAGAAGACAAGUUGGGCAUACGAGGAUCCUCAACUUGUAAUCUAAUUUUUGAAGAAUGUAGAAUUCCAAAAGAUAAUCUUCUGGGUCAGCCUGGUGAAGGAUUUAAAAUAGCCAUGAUGUCACUAGAUGCUGGAAGAAUAGGUAUUGCUGGACAGGCUUUAGGCAUUGCACAGGCUGCAUUGGAUUGUGCUGUUCAUUAUGCUGCUCAAAGACAGGCUUUUGGAUCACCUAUUAUAAAAUUACAGGCAAUUCAGUUGAAGUUAGCUGAAAUGGAAAUGAAAAUAGAAGCAGCACGUUUAUUAACUUGGAAAGCUGCAUCAUUAAAAGAUGCUGGAGAAAAAUUUACUAAGGAAGCUGCUAUGGCAAAAUUAGCAGCAUCUGAAGCAGCCACAUUUGUUUCUCAUCAGGCAAUUCAAGUAUUAGGUGGAAUGGGUUAUGUUUCAGAUAUGCCAGCUGAGCGACAUUACAGAGAUGCUCGUAUAACAGAAAUCUAUGAAGGUACAAGUGAAAUUCAGAGGCUUGUGAUUGCUAACAACCUCAUCAAAGAAUAUGGGCUAAACUAAGUACAAAGAAUCACUACAACACAAAAGUGCCAAGAAAUGAAAUGACAAUUUUUGUAUUUGAAGUAUUUUUAUAUUUUGUAAUAAAGUAAAUUUACAUAUUA
Messenger RNA from Stegodyphus dumicola, 3913 nucleotides. It is a transcript of the gene Arc42, whose product is annotated as Activator-recruited cofactor subunit 42. Gene Ontology annotation, molecular function: short-chain fatty acyl-CoA dehydrogenase activity; flavin adenine dinucleotide binding. NCBI's taxonomy places the organism in Eukaryota, Metazoa, Arthropoda, Arachnida, Araneae, Eresidae. Gene Ontology annotation, cellular component: mitochondrion. Gene Ontology annotation, biological process: fatty acid beta-oxidation using acyl-CoA dehydrogenase; butyrate catabolic process. The record is from RefSeq and is a predicted model, not a curated record.